AUGGAGGAGCCAAAGUUUCAAGACCCCGAGAAGGGCUAUAAUCAACCCCUUCGCACUGAAAGCAUUAAUCGGGAGGCAGCGUUUAUGCAAGAUUCACAAGAACCUUGGACAACGAGGUUCGUGGAUAGUUUCAGGAGAGAUCCUAAUGCUGCGGUUACGAAACCAAGUCAGCGAGAGGGUGUCGAGGGAUUCGAUCAUCAAGCUGCUGCUGAGGCUACUGCCAAUUCUGGUUUGGCGAGAGAAUUAAAGCCUCGCCAUUUGCAGAUGAUUGCAAUUGGUGGUUCGAUCGGUACCGGUCUCUUCGUCACAUCUGGAGCUGCUCUCUCACAUGGUGGUCCGGCUUCUUUAAUUAUCGCAUAUGGUAUCAUCGGUAUAAUGUUGUUUUGUACAGUCCACGCUUUGGGAGAGAUGGCUGUCAUCUUCCCCGUUGCUGGUUCCUUCUCUGCAUACUCUACUCGCUUCAUUGAUCCUGCUUGGGGUUUCGCAAUGGGAUGGAAUUAUGCUAUUCAAUGGCUUGUCGUUCUACCUCUAGAGAUCGUCGCUGCUUCAAUUACGUUGUCGUAUUGGCCUGGUGCAGCUGACACCAACUCAGCUGCUUGGGUGACAAUCUUCUUCGUGGUUAUUGUUGCAAUCAAUUUUUUCGGCGUUAGGGGCUAUGGGGAGGCGGAGUUCGUGUUCUCUAUCAUCAAAAUUGCGGCCGUCAUUGGAUUCAUUAUCCUAGGCAUCGUUCUUGAUUGUGGAGGACAAGUAGGAGGUGGAGAAUACAUUGGAGCUCGUUAUUGGUAUUCCAAUACCGUUGAGCCUGACUAUGCUGGUUAUUCCAAUAUAGCAAAUCAAAAUCCGGAUGGAAGUCCUCGGCAAAUCGAAUCCGGUGCUUUUAACAACGGUUUCAAGGGUCUUUGCUCCGUCUUUGUCACAGCCGCCUUUAGCUUCGCUGGAACUGAGCUAGUGGGCCUUGCUGCGGCGGAAACUAAAAACCCACGCAAAACCCUCCCGACAGCCAUCAAGCAAGUUUUCUGGCGUAUCUGUCUCUUCUACAUGGUUGCCUUGACCUUGGUCAGUGUCCUCGUACCAUACGGAGAUCAACGACUCUUGGGAGCAAGCUCUACUGACGCUAAAGCCUCUCCCUUCGUCAUCGCCAUCAACAAUGCCAAAGUAGCUGUUCUUCCAUCCAUCAUGAACGUUGUCAUUCUCAUCGCCGUUCUCUCAGUCGGAAACUCUUCUAUCUAUGGCUCAUCGCGUACCAUUGCUGCACUCGCAGAACAAGGUCAAGCCCCUAAAAUCUUCGCCUACAUCGAUCGUAAAGGUCGUCCUCUCGUCGCCAUCAUAUUUGCCUCGGUUAUCGGUCUUCUCUGCUACGUUGUAGCUGGUGGACAAGUCACCGCCAACACCGCUCUUAACUGGCUCUACUCUCUCUCAGGUCUUUCAUCCCUCUUCACAUGGGGAUCCAUCUGUCUCGCCCACAUCCGAUUCCGCGCAGCUUGGAAAGCACAAGGUCACACUCUCGACGAGUUAGCCUUCAAAUCCCAAGUCGGAGUCAUCGGUUCGUGGAUCGGUCUCACGCUCAAUGUCCUCGUCUUGAUUGCACAAUUCUGGACCGCCAUCUGGCCCAUCGGUUAUGCAGCAAUGAAUUCCAGUGAAAUCGCAGAAAGCUUUUUCUUAGCGUAUCUCGCGGCUCCAGUCGUUUUGUUGUUUUACUUGCCAUAUAAGUUUUACUAUAAAACUCCCUUCAUGAAGGCGUCAGAUAUGGAUUUGACUACCGGAAAGAGAGAUAUGGAUACCCCAGCAUUGCUCGAGGAAGAACGUAUAGAGAAAGCUUCCUGGCCUCGCUGGAAGAAGAUCUAUAAGACCAUGUGUUAA
This is a messenger RNA of Sclerotinia borealis F-4128, 1860 nucleotides long. NCBI's taxonomy places the organism in Eukaryota, Fungi, Ascomycota, Leotiomycetes, Helotiales, Sclerotiniaceae. The record is from the annotation of a GenBank genome assembly.